CUAAAUUCUAAUUUAAAUAAGAGGGUAUAAUAUGUAGAACAAAUGAGCAUCGAUCUAACUAAACAAAGAAAUCUAGAAUUAAAGCAUGAAAAAUCUGUUCAAAAAGUUGACUAACAAAAGCAAUCGAGGACUUGAUGAUAAUAAUCAUCUUCACCAACACCAAACACCACCACCACAACCACCACCACAACCAAGCUUCAUUCCGUCAGCAUGUGCUCAGCACUCGCCGGCUUACUCCAGCACCGAGCCGCCCCUGGCCUACCCCUACCACCAACCUCUACAACAAGGGUGCGUUAUGAACUCCGGUAGUAACACAAAUGGAUCCGGUGCACAGAAACAAGAAGAUGGCAAGGAGGAUAAUGAAAAGAAGAAAUCAGGAGGUGUAAAUAUAGGCAAAAUUGGUGGAAAUCAUGGCAAUGCAAAUGGAACUAAUGUAACCGGUCACAUUACCCUUGGCAACAUUGGUUGAACUUAAAACUUUAGUCUAUCAUGCAUGUUUUAAUAAUAAAAAUACCUAUCUAUGUUUUUUUUUAUCUUGUUAAGCAUUUUGUGGAUGAUUGAUCACUCAUAUCAUAACUUAUAUUAAUUAAUGAGAUGGUCAUUUGUGUGUGUCAA
Messenger RNA from Amaranthus tricolor (Joseph's coat), 615 nucleotides. RefSeq lists its product as uncharacterized. Bases 86 to 469 code for a protein of 127 amino acids. The record is from RefSeq and is a predicted model, not a curated record. NCBI's taxonomy places the organism in Eukaryota, Viridiplantae, Streptophyta, Magnoliopsida, Caryophyllales, Amaranthaceae. The transcript is spliced from 2 exons.